Cololabis saira (Pacific saury) is the source of this 3795-nucleotide messenger RNA. RefSeq names its product nfe2 like bZIP transcription factor 3 (gene nfe2l3). NCBI's taxonomy places the organism in Eukaryota, Metazoa, Chordata, Actinopteri, Beloniformes, Belonidae. Gene Ontology annotation, cellular component: nucleus. Bases 319 to 2235 code for a protein of 638 amino acids. The transcript is spliced from 5 exons. The record is from RefSeq and is a predicted model, not a curated record. Gene Ontology annotation, molecular function: DNA-binding transcription factor activity, RNA polymerase II-specific; RNA polymerase II cis-regulatory region sequence-specific DNA binding. Gene Ontology annotation, biological process: regulation of transcription by RNA polymerase II.
AGUUGCUGCACUGUAUGGAGACCGGGUUGUAGCUACUUCUUAUGUUUCAUUUUUGCUUUAAAUCUCAACUUUUAAAAGAUUCUAACGACUAAUUCUCGUCACCGAGUGACUUAUACACCACAAGUUACAUAGGAGAGACUUGUCGGCCAUGUCCCCUUGGUAGGAGUCCCGUUGGCCGGUGUUCGGGCUGCAGCGGAGCCUCUUUGUCUGACAGCAGCAGGCGUGCUCCUUUGUUAGCUUCCCACCACCGGGGGAAAGAGGCAACCGCUGUUGCCCUAGGGAUUUCACAACCCCCUACAAGUCUGCAUUGUGUAGAAAAUGCAGAAAAAGUACCUGGCAGACGGGCUGAUUCAGUUGACGAUCCUGCUGAGCUUCAUCGGGGUGCGGGUGGACCUCGACAGCUACCUGAGCGGCUACUACCAGCCGCCUCCGGCGGACAUCAACCUGGGUGCCAGCUCCGCGUACGUGCAGACGCCCUUCCACCUGCUGAGGGACACGCUCGACGGCUACGGCGUGCACCCCAAAUGCCCCGAGCUGGACCACUUCUUCGCCAGCCGGCGGCUGCUGCACGAGGUGCGGCGGCUCGGCUCGCCGCGCUUCCCCACGCGGCUCAGCGCCUGGCUGGUGCACCAGGUCUCCGAGGCCGGGCCCCCGGCCAGCAACCACAGCACCGCCGCCGGCGGGCUGCACGGGCUGCAGGGGCCCGGGGACGGACCCGGGGAUGAUGACACCGAGGGAGGCCGAGCCCCAGACCCCGGGCCGGGACACGGGCCUGGUGGCGCUGACGCCCCGGUGCUUCCUCUGGAGGAAGAUGAAGUAAAAAUUAAAGAGGAAGAGGAACCUGUUUCAGUAACUCAGCUGACUCACAGUUCCACACUGGAACAAGAGAAUCUGCUUGGAGGCAUCACUGCACUGUCUAAUCCAACACAUGACCAUCCUCCACUUCCAUCCACUGAUAUUGACUGGACCAAUUUACUCUACGUCUCAGGCUUUGAUGACUUGGAUUCUCUUGUUUCUGACCGUCUGCCAGACCUCGACACUGACAUCACAAACGCCAUCAGCCAGGAUGUCAGUUUACAUGAUGCCAUGAUAACCGGCACUGGAGUGUUUGAAGCUUCUGGGAGAACCGGGUCGAGGACACUCGCCCAACAGCAAAGAACCCUUCUGCGACUUGAAUCCACCGGCUCCUCCCACUCAAACACUUCAUCAGGGAUGGCUUCAGGCUCUACUGCGCUCCCUUUUGCUGCAGUAUGUAACUUCACUGGAGAUGUGACACCACAAAGUGCACUGGGUGGCUGUCUGGACGAGGCAGUGUUUGACCAAAUCAAUCAGUUGGGUUUGGGAUGCCUAGACCCAAUCGACGACCAGCUGAUGAGUUCUUGGGCGUGCAUAGACCCACGGGUCCUUGAGGACUUGGACUCGGAUUCUGGUCUCUCCUUGGAAAGCAGCUCUGGAGGUCCAGCGUCUCCAGGCUCUUCUGAGAUGUCAUCAUCGUCAUCAAGUUCCUACUGUGAGGACGACUGCGGAGCCACAGGCUACAGCAGUGAGGUGGAAUCGGUCACCUCAAAAGUCAUACUGAACCACAACUCGAGCUGGUCACCUGUUGAUCUGAGCGACAGCGUGUGGCAUGACCACAGCUACUCGUCUCCCGCUCUUCUCAGUAAGGCAUCGUUGAAAUUGCCCCACAUAAAAGAGCCUCUCAGCGACGACUACGGGGAGGACUUUGAGGACCGGGAGCUGAGCCGUGAUGAGCUGCGAGCUCGUGCCAUGUGCAUUCCAUUCUCCGCCUUCCAGAUCGUCAACAUGCCAGUGGAGGAGUUCAUGGAGGUUCUUGACACUCACGGCUUCUCCGCGGAGCAGGUGACCCUCCUGAGGGACAUUCGCAGACGUGGGAAAAAUAAAUUGGCAGCUCAAAACUGUCGCAAGCGCAAACUAGAUGCUAUCACAGGGCUCCAGGAGGAGGUGGAAAGGUUGCAAGCUCAGAGAGACAGACUGCUGAGAGAGAAACAACUUACAGCCAAGACUAUGGGCGCUGUUGGCCAACAAAUAAAGCAGCUGACCAGGGACGUCCUGGCGCGGCUGAGGGAUGAUUCAGGACGGCCCCUAAACCCAGAGAGAUUCACCCUGCAGUGCGGGGCUAAUGGGAGAGUUGUAGUUCAGCCCUUAACACGGCCUGCUGUCAGCACAUCAGCUGGAAACAAAACGGACAAGAGAAAGAAGGAAAAAAAGCAAUGAUUUCCUUUAUUUCCACCCAAGACUCGACCUUUCAGUUUUCUGGAAUAUCACUGAACCUGUUUACCUGACUCAGGGUUUGGGGUCUCUCCUUUUGUAAAAAAAAAAUAAAUAAAAAAAAAGAUGUGUAUGGAUUUGCCACAGUUGGAAGUUUAAUUUGGAAGAAGCUGCAAAAAGAAGAGACACUCAGAAUACGAGUGAAAAGAAUAUCUGUACAUAUUGUGAGCACCGUAGCUUUCACACUGGACAUUCUUUGCUUUACAGAUGGACAAAGAUGAUGGGAUCAUUAUGGCCCUAAAUUUUAGGGGGAAUAGCUUAGCUACUGGCAACUGUACCAGUCUCUGUUUGUGCCUGAUAAGAUAUAAGACUCUGACUUUUAAUGUUAAGUGUGACAGUUACUGGAUAGAGACCUAAGAAGAGUGAGUUCUGUUUGUUUGUUUGUUUGUUUGUUUGUAUCUUUGCCUUUCUUUACAUUUAUUUGGUAGAUGCAGAUUAAAGAUUGUAUUUAUUAUAGUUUAUUGGGUGUUUGAAGUGCUUAUAUACACUGUUGAGGACAGUGUGGUUUUUCAAAAUGGUAACUGAAAAUAUAAAUGAUUAAAAAAAUUGGGCCAUCACUCAUCUAAUGUUUACACAGUUUCAAAUGUUCAAGGGCAAAUACUAUUGAAUUAUUGGGGAGGAGGUCUUUUUUUUUCUCUCACAUGUUUGAAUGACAUGCAGAAUACCAAUGAUAAAAAUGAAAUGGUGUUGAUUUGCUUAUAAGAAAAAGUGUUUUGAGUCUAUUUCUCUUUUCUUUUGGUGGUGAGGAGCUGAUGCAAAGUGUGACGCAAAACUAAAAUAUCAAUCUUCCAGAAAAAAAAGAACCUUGGCUAGGUUAUCUUGUUUCUUUUCAUUAUUAAUGGUUAAUAGUUGAGUUUACAUGUUAACCAGAGGGUGGUAUCUUACAAUGAUCAGAUUGCUUUAUAUGAUCAAUUGUGAGGGAGUGAGAAAUUGAUUUUAGUGUGAAUGAAAAAGAAUGUGAUUAAGCACAAUCUGACUUUACCCCUUUCAUUUCAAAUAAGUUUGUACUUUUUUUUGUUAAUAUCAUUCUACCUCAUGUUCAAUUUUUUCUAAGGCUAAAUUUAAAAAGAAAACAAGUUUGACAUGGAUUUUGACAUUAAAAAUCCAUCAAAAUUAAUGCAAACCUAAAUUGGUAUCAAAUUGCUAAAAAACAAAUAAGGUCAGAUGACAUUUUAUGUUUUAUUUGAGAUGAGCAUUAAAUUAAUGCAGGUAAUCAGAGGUUACCAAAUGAUUCAUGUUUGACCUUUUGACACUGAGGGAAUGCAGUAACUAAAGAGUGUGAAGUAGUCAUAAGUGACUCAAAAUGUUCUUUUAAUUCUUUGUCCUGGUUUUACUGAGUUUACUUUGCUGUUUCUAUAACUUCGACAAAUGUCUUUAUGUUGCUUAUGGUGCAUUUGUUAGAUAAAAUGGUGAUUUCUGAAAGUAUGGUUUUUCCUAAAGAAUUUGAGAUUGUUUGCAGAUGUUCUUUUGAUUAAAAACAAACAAACAAAACCCAACAAAUUACUG